AUGCAAGGACUCAAGCAGCAGUUGGUGCAGCAAGUGCUGCAGCAGAUGCUGCACCAGCAGAUGUGGCGGCAGCAGCUGCUGUGGCAGAAGCAGCAAUCGCUCAAAGCCACACUGCAGGAGACGCUGCGGCAAGUUGUGGCAUUGGUGAUGUGGGGCUUCAGCAGCAACAGCAGCAAUAGCGCUUUCACUCGCCGCAACAGGCAAGCAGCAGAGGGAACUUUUUGCACAAUCAUUCUUGUAAAUUUUGGCAAUGAAAACUUGUUUGUUGAGUGGCGAGCAGCCCUGCCACCCGAGCAGCAAGCGGAGCAACAGCAGCAGAAACAGCAGCCCGCUUUUCCUGGCAGUGUUGUUACCGGAAUUGUGACUGCGAGCUAUGCGGCUUUUUUGUUGGCUCUGUCAAGUCUUACAGUGUCGCAGCUGCAUUUCGUGCUGAAGUGGGUAGUGCUGCAGCAGCAGCAUCAGCGGCAGCAGCUGCAGCAAAGCAGGCAGCAGGCAGAUCCGCGCUCCUUCAUUAGCAUCAAAGGCGAGACGACGUCAGAUGCAUCGGCGAAAGCAGUUAAAAGAUUAACAACAAAUGCAGCUUCAGCAAGACCAGCGACAGCAGCAAAAUGUGCUGCCCGGGUCAGCAGCGUUGGCGUUGCAAUGAGGCAACCGCAGCAAGUACAGCAACAACAAAAAAACGAACAGCGGCAGCAUCAGUUGCCUCAUGCUCCUCUGGUAGAUGAGCGUGUGCAUGACUGUGCCGCCGUGAGUCGCCAUUUCGCAUGCGUUUCGCAGCAACCUCUGCACGAGCAGCAGCAACAGAAGCAGCAGCAGCGACAGGGGCGUACAGGCGGGCAGCAGCCAGAGAGGUGUGCUGUGUCAGUUCUAUCUGGCUCGGGAUCGAAAUCAGCGCCUCGUAUUUUUGCUGCGGCUGCUCUUCUGCUGCCUCUCUUCUGCCUUCCUGCCACGACACCCGCAGAGGCAGCAGCAGUAAGUACUCUGGCAGAGCUGCCAGCUGCAAGACUCGUCUUGGCGAAGACAGCAGCAGGCGCUGCAGCAGCAGAAGGGGAAAGGUUCUGCCAAGCGUAUGGUGGGCUUGCUGCUGAGUCGCUAAUCUUCGCAGCAGCAGCAAGAAGUACAAGGCCAUCAUCAGCAGUAGUGCAUAAUGCCUCCGCUGACUCUGCUGGUGCUCCUGCUUCCACAGUUGCGAAGGGAGGGCAGGGCAACUCUACGGAACAUAGCGUGCUGCAAGCUCAGCAGAAGCCACAGCAAUAUAGUGGAAAAGAACAGUCCGCGGCUUCCGCUCAUUCCGCCGCUACUGCCGGUGGGGAAGCUGCGUGCGAGCCUUGGCUUUCCAACGGCGAGAGCCCUGUGUGUCUGCUGCAGUUUCCUCUUAGCGCAGACAAUGCGGCAGCAGUGGCUCUCAUAGCUGUUCUCUGUAUUUUCGGUAUUAUUCACUUGAUGCGAAUAUCUGCUGGUUUUAUCAAGGGCUGUCAGUGCCGACUGUGCAAGGGAGACUACACUCUUGUUAGAAAGGUGGGCUACGUUGGAGAGUUUAUACACCAGGAGCCUUCGUUCGGCCGUGUGGAACGUCAGACAUAUUUCAUGCUGUUGAUGGAGUUUUGCCCCCUCGGCGAUUUGAAGCGACUCAUAGAGCGCCGGUACAGAGCCCUUACGGAGCGCAGAAUCCGCCGUUGGCUUUUCCAGCUAGUACAGGCCGUCCAUUACUUACACGAAAGGAAUAUACUGCACAGAGACAUAAAAAGCCAAAAUGUGUUUUUGUCCGAAGACUCUCAUAUUCGUCUGGGGGAUUUCGGCCUCUGUCGCUUUGCUUCGCCCCCCAAAGUAAGCAUGCAGCAGCAUACGGUCAUGAAGUUGAUUGACUCUAGCACGCUGACGCAGCAAGAGGAGCGGCAGCAGCUGCGGCUGCUGCAGUUGCAGAUGCAACGGAGCGCUGAUACGUCACCUGAGAGAAUAGAUGAGCAGCAGGGCCCGUGGCCGCUGGCUGCUGCUGAUGCUGCUGCCACUACUUCACAGAAGCAGAGCACAGGAGGCCGCUUUGCUGAAACAGGACAGAACUCGCAGCUUCAGCAGCUGCAAGUUCAUCAUCGCAAGGUGGUGGGAGCAAAGUCAGCAAGAGGAGGCACGCUGUGGCUCGCAUCUACACGGACUCUCAGCAAGGUGUGGAAUGUGCUUCUUUAUCCCGUUUCGCUUUUGCUGCAGCUUAUCCGCAGCAGCAGCAUAGGCCUCAGCUUCAGCAGCAGGAAGCGCAGCGAACGCGGCAGGGGUGAAUGGUGCAGCAAAGAGUCCACUUGCAGCGACGGCAAGGGUAGCGUGUACACGUGCACCAGAAAUGCGGCGACAGGGGGAGGUGUAGAUACACCUGGCAAUAGCUCCUUGCUAUCAGUAGCGGGCACAGACUGCUACAUGGCCCCUGAGGUCAUUCUAGGAGCCAAAUACGGAAAGCCAGCCGACAUCUGGAGUUUAGGCUGUGUCAUGCUGGAGUUGUGCGGGGGUGUUUUCAUGUGGGAGCUCACAAGUCCGCCAUCUCAUUUGCUACUACAGGAUGAUAGCCCCCAGCAGCAAGAGCAACUCGAUUUGCUGCUAGAUUCUCUGCUGCCGAAAAGGGUCAUUGGCGAGCCGUUCGCGACGUCUCCUUCCCUCACACUGCAGCAGCCAGAGCAGCCUGAGCAGCACCCCGACGCGAACCUUUCUGCACCGCCAGCAGCGGGGGAGAAGCAAGUAGAGCUCGACCUGUCUACUGUGGAGGCUUCCAGCUGGGCCUCUGUUUAUUUGCGCAAGACAGGAGUGGCACUUUGUGGCGACAGAGAAUUGACAAAGAGUUGUCACUCGUCCCCUUCAUCAGCUCUUCCCUCUGUCCAUUUGCCAGCAGAAUCUACAGAAGACAGUCUGUCUGCUGCAGACUACACUUCUCCUUUUGCGACUUCUGCGGCCGUGGCGCCUGCUCAUAUCACGGCUGCGAUGGCUGCAGCUGCGGAGGCGGAAGCACUUCAUGGGGUGCAAGACAAACAAAAGAGUGAGCAACGAGUGCGGCAAAGGAGAAAGCACCACAGAACAACGGCGGCGGCAGCGGCGGUGGCAGCAGCAGCUGCAGCAGCAGUUGAAGAAACAGCAACGAGGCGUGCUGCAGCUGCAGCUGCCAAGGCAGCCGCAGCGACUGUUGCAUCCAUACCAACCAGGUUCAAGCUGUUGAAGAAUCGGCGAGCAGCAGCAGAUUCAGCAGCAGAAAAGGCAGUGAAAGCCACAGCUAGAGCAGCGGCGAGGGCUGCUCCAGGCCUCUUGAACAGAGCAGACUCUCGCCCAGAGUGA
This is a messenger RNA of Eimeria necatrix, 3312 nucleotides long. Its product is annotated as protein kinase (incomplete catalytic triad), putative. Gene Ontology annotation, molecular function: protein kinase activity; ATP binding. The transcript has 7 exons. The record is from RefSeq and is a predicted model, not a curated record. Gene Ontology annotation, biological process: protein phosphorylation. Bases 1 to 3312 code for a protein of 1103 amino acids. Lineage: Eukaryota; Apicomplexa; Conoidasida; Eucoccidiorida; Eimeriidae.